AGCAAGGCAAGGUUUGGUGGCCACAUCUCCUAAAGAGACUGUUACAGAGCUGGCUUUAAAAACAAUUACUAGAGGACAAGUUGAUCAUAGGAAUUUAAGAAGAUAACUGCACUCGGACCACUCUACCAAGGACGCACUGUAAGAGGCUUUUUAAAAAUACUGUUACAUUAACACUGUAAUGAUUUGUAUUCACUUUAAGUCUUUACAUGAAAGUGCUUCACAAACUACUAAUGUAAGGUCAUUAUUAUCAUAUUAUUGUGCUUUAAAAUAUUUAAAAGCGCGCCAUGUGGUUGCUAAAACGUGAUAUAUAGUGAAACUAAACUCUUACUAAACUGUACACGAUGCGGUUGAACUGCAGAACAAAAUGCCUAGUUUCCAGAGAAGAUAAGGUUACAGAAUUGCACACAGCGCGGUCUGCAGUACACACAGAUGCAGCAGCACAUUUCACUGAGAGUUUAAACACGACACCAUCGCGGCUGCAUUUGUUUUUUAUAUAAAUAAUUAAAUAAAAUCUAAAACUGUAAAGAUUCAACUUUUAGAAAUGUAUAUUAUCUACAACACAAGAACUUGGUUUGACAUUACGCAGCGAAUUAACGCUUUUCAGGGUUUAAGCUUAUAUAAAUUGAUAUAAGUGAACAGAAGAGAGGUGCUCCAACACGUAGCGCACAUAUUUGAAUUUCUUUUAUAUUACCGAGAUGCAGACGGAGCGUGCAAAGAGGAUGGACUCUGCAGGAGAAGAAGCGUCCCUGAAUUCACCUGAGCUGCCCUGGAACCAGCUCUAUUUGAAGAGAAGGACCGAGUCCAGGAUCCAGUUAAGGAGGAGAGUGUGCUUCACUGGCCCUGCUGCUGCUGCUGUUACCGGGGUAUUGGCAAUCCUCAUACUGGCUGCUGGCAGUGUGAGCAGCGACAGUGAGUUUGUGACAGUCCCGAGCUCAGUGAAGUGUACUGAGGGGCAGGACUGUAUCCUGAGCUGCACCUUCAACUACACAGCUGGAGGCUGGGAUGAGAAGUCAGGUGUGAUUUGGAGAAGAGCAGAAACGGACCACAUCGUUCACGGUUUCUAUAACAACAGGGACCAGCUUGCCGAUCAGCUCCCUCUGUAUGUGAACAGGACCAGCCUGUUUGAUUCUGAGCUGCAGCGCGGGAACGCUUCACUGCUGCUGAGGAGAGUCAGGGAGGGAGACGCUGGGAAAUACACGUGCUUCGUUAAGGGUACUAGACUGUCUGGGUCAGGCCUGACUGAGGUAGUCGUGGUUCCGGCUCCACCCACAACAGCACCAGCUCAUGUGACAGUCCCGAGCUCUGACCGACUCCACUGGUGGGGUUUAGGAGCAGUUCUUUGUGUGAUUUCGUGUCUCUGUGUCGGUCUGUGGCUCUAUAAAAAACACGCAGGUUGCUGCUGGAAGUCCAACAAGGCUUCUAGUCCAGCACAGGCAGUGUGGUGGGGGGGGAAACACAACUCAGGAAAGAAAUCUAUAUUAAAAAAAUCUGAAUCAAUUCCACAAUCAUCUUCUUUAGCGGAGUUUGAAAUUCACCUUUGUGAAUAUUAAUAGAAAUUUGUUGAAGUCUUUAUAUCCAGGCUGUGGAUUCCUGGCCACUGUCUCACCAAGCUGUUCCUGCUUUACCCUGGGAUUGAGAAGGAUCAUUUCUCCGAGCUGCCUUUCCAUUUGGAAAUGGUUUUUGUUGGAAGGAUUUUUCCAAACCCAGGUGGUUCUGCGGCUGCGCCGCUUCCUGAACGCUGGGUGAGAUCUGGGUGCUCAGAUUUAUUUGUAUUUUUUUUAUUAUUUGUUUUUUUUCUGAUUUAUUUUAGCCCACAGAGGGCGCUGUUGUCUGUGGCCUGGCUACCACCUAUGGUACACAAUAUGGUGCAGGUGCUCAAAGAAUAAUGAAAACGAAAAGGCAAAAAGAAAAAGGGAAAAUAAAACACAGUAAUGAAAACUACAAAAUAAAGGUGCUGCACUCCAGCGGGUUUUCCUCAAUUGUCGCUACCCGUACGUCCCGGGUCUCCGUCCUACACUCUGCUGUUCCCUCAGCUAUUUCUAGACACUAUCGGGGUCUGCCCGAGGAUUCCCCGCUCUCUCUCUCUGUUUCUUUAGUUUCUUCUCUUUGAGUUUUUGUUGUUUUCUGUCCCGUCCGUCCACAGUCUUGCUGAGCAGCGUGACCGCUUGCUCAUUGUUAGGUCUAAAGGGGCAGAUCUGAGGAAACACCAAAGUAUUAAUGUAUAGGUCCAGCAAGCCCCGCCUCCCAGCCACUCAGAGAGCAGGAAAGCCCACACACCCUCUUCACCGCAUCUCUGUGUCCCUGCCAUGACUGACAGACAGGUCCCACGGGACUGCCGCCUCUUCCUACAGCACUGUGCAUACGUCAGACGGUCGGUCCAGGUCUCCCCUGUU
Messenger RNA from Acipenser ruthenus (sterlet), 2393 nucleotides. RefSeq names its product CD276 antigen-like. The record is from RefSeq and is a predicted model, not a curated record. The transcript has 3 exons. Bases 696 to 1550 code for a protein of 284 amino acids. Lineage: Eukaryota; Metazoa; Chordata; Actinopteri; Acipenseriformes; Acipenseridae.